UCCGAUACCUUCCAAAACCUUUUUAAAACCAUUUUUUAAGUAAAAAAUGAAAUUGAGUAGAAAAGACGUAAAAGUCAGAAGGUAGCAAUUCUACAACUUAUUUACUCAAAUACACACGCUUUCGACUAAAAGACAGAAUAUACAGAAUAUACUGAAAAACAAGAUUCUAUAAUCUUCUUGUGAGAUCUCCGCUUCUGUGGAUCCGAUUGGAGCUGAUAUGGAAUACAAUCGCCAGCCGUGUCCCAUCAGGAUUGUGGAGGACUGCGGGUGCGCUUUUUUGAUGGGCACCACAGGAGGAUCAUUGUUCCAAUUCCUCAAGGGUUACCGCAACUCGCCAACCGGUUUACGGCGUGGCCUGUACGGCGGAUUUGAGUCGUUGAAGUUGCGGACUCCGGCAAUCGCCGGGAGCUUUGCCAUUUGGGGUGCCACCUUCAGCACGGUGGACUGUCUCAUGAUUUCUUAUCGGCAAAGGGAUGACCACUGGAACUCGGUGCUCAGUGGAGCCGCCACUGGAGGAAUUUUGGCUGCUCGCAACGGCAUUCGGGCCAUGGCCAACAGUGCCUUUGUGGGCUGUCUCGUUUUGGCCAUGUUAGAAGGAGCCGGUACAGCCGUGGCCACAAUCUAUGCAUCUGACGAAGAUGGUGCCACAGUCUUUGAUGUCAAGCAACCGGAGAGACCCCAAUGGGAAGCUUCGUUUGUAAAUUUGGUGGACUCUGAAAAGAAGACUUCCUCCAUCGGUCAAGAACUGGCCAUCUCGGAGUUUGGGCGCGUGCUGGAUAAAUGUCGAGUCUAUAGGGCCCGGAAAUUGACGCUGCAGGAUACGGGAUUGGAUAUUUUGAAGGGUAAAGAACAGGAGCGGAUGGAACCAUCGCCAUCGCUGCUGGAUCUGGUCAAGCUCGCCGAUAUUAUUUGAUAAACCAACAAAACUCUUUAAUUUUUGAGUCAAUCUUGUGUUUUCGCGGUCCCUUUUCUAAAUUAUGUGAUAGUGAAUUAACGUUAGGCUAACGAUACUCUCUGUUGAUUUAUUGUAUUUUUGUAAUCGCAGCAUUCCUUAACAUAUUAAAACCAUUUUCUUGGAGAGCUUA
Drosophila ficusphila is the source of this 1085-nucleotide messenger RNA. RefSeq names its product probable mitochondrial import inner membrane translocase subunit Tim17 4 (gene Tim17a2). The coding region runs from base 218 to 913 and encodes 231 amino acids. Lineage: Eukaryota; Metazoa; Arthropoda; Insecta; Diptera; Drosophilidae. Gene Ontology annotation, molecular function: transmembrane protein transporter activity. Gene Ontology annotation, biological process: protein import into mitochondrial matrix. Gene Ontology annotation, cellular component: TIM23 mitochondrial import inner membrane translocase complex; mitochondrial inner membrane. The record is from RefSeq and is a predicted model, not a curated record. The transcript has a single exon.